AUGGCUAAUCUUCCUGGGAUCGUCCCUUCUUCUGCCGAGUACCAAAAAUUAGAGGUCAUGUAUGGCUUAUCCUCCUUAGAAGGUGUGGAAUUUCCCUCUACUGGCUCUAGUAUCUCUUCUCCCCCCCCUGGAAAAAUUGGGGUUUUCCAAAAAACCCUAGAUGCUGGCAUACAAUUGCCUCUAACAGAUUUCCAAGAGGAGGUUCUUCAAAAGGAUGGUUGCAGUCUUCAGAUGUUGACCCCUAACACUGUUAACAAAGUGGUUGCCUUCGAGAUGAUCUGUAGAGCCAAUGGAUAUGUUCUCGACUAUUUCGUUUUCAAGUUCUUUUUCCGGUUCUGCCUUACCAGUGACAAGUGUACUUUUUCGGCCCGGCGAGGGGACCUGUCCAGAAAAAUUUAA
Lactuca saligna is the source of this 399-nucleotide messenger RNA. Lineage: Eukaryota; Viridiplantae; Streptophyta; Magnoliopsida; Asterales; Asteraceae. The record is from the annotation of a GenBank genome assembly.